Messenger RNA from Rotaria sordida, 7260 nucleotides. The record is from the annotation of a GenBank genome assembly. Lineage: Eukaryota; Metazoa; Rotifera; Eurotatoria; Philodinida; Philodinidae.
AUGAAGCAAACUACGAUAUCUACUCCAUUGCUGUCACCAUUCAAUGGCAAAACGAUUGUACUCGAACUUGGUCGUGAAAUAGGUUUCAAAGCUAAACAAGAACUUAUAAAUUAUUUACGAGAACAAAAAGCAUAUAUUUCAUAUAUUCUUACAGCUAGUACUGAUUAUGUUUUAAUCACGAAUAAUGUAGAUAGCUACAAGACACGUCGUGCGAAACAACUUGGUUUGCCACUAGUUAAUGUUGAAUAUGUGUAUGAAUAUCGUCGCUUGCCGCCUGGUCAAACAUCGAUCGAUAUAAGUAAAUUUAUCAUCAAGUCAAUUGAAGAUCAAGAAAAUUUUACACAGACUGGUACAAUAUCCAUUACAGGAUCUCGAACAAAUGCAAUCAAAAUCAAUAAAUUUGAUUUAACUAAAAUCAAAAUAUGGAAUUCAGACGAUAUUAAUUUACCUCGUUUCGAUGAGUUAACUCAUUGUGAAAUUGGAAAAUGGGCCAUUUUUAAAGAAACCAAUGAUAAUUCAAAUGUGUACUUUGUUCUUGAACUUCAAGUCAUUCCUGAACAAUACUAUGAUCGAAUAACGAGUGAUUAUCGAUUACGAUUUCGUUAUGAAAAACAAACUAUUGUUAACGAUGGACAACAGCAAAAUAAAAAAGUAUUGAUACAAUAUGCAUUCAGUGAUGAUCCAAAUGAACAGCAACAAUUAUUUGCCACGUAUUAUCAUCGAGUAGCUACAAUGUCACGUGUAACACGAAUUCGUGAGAUGUUACCUGAUAAAUUAGGAUCAAAAUUAUUAUUACGUUCUUUAUUUACUCAUCGUAUCGAUACACAAAUACUUGAUGAGAAUGCAUGUCAAUUAAUUGAAUCGAUUUGGUUAGAAUCAAUUGGUGAUUUGAAUAAAAUUUUGAGCGUACCACCUGAAUCAAUUACUCUCAAAACAAUUAUCGAAGCUGAAGCUGCACUACUUGAAUUGAAAACGACUAAUGAUCCUCGUGCUGCACUUCGUUUCUAUUCACUUAUUCCUCAUCGGUCACAAUAUACAGUUGAUCUAAUAAAAAAUCGUCGAGUAUUAACAGAAAAAAUUGAUUUAUGUCAAAUGCUUCGAGACAUGCUUACAGUCAAUGAACUAACUAAUUGGAAUGUUAAAGCACCGAUUGAAGCGAAAUAUCGAGCAUUGAAAUGUCACAUUGAAACUAUUGAUAAUUCAACACCUGAAUUUAAUAGUAUUGCUGAAUUGAUUCAAUCGUCAACAGAUAAUGGUAAACAAAUUGUUAUUCAUCAAAUAUUCAAUGUAACUAAACAAAUCGAUGCACUUAAUUUUUGCACAUCUCUAUCAAAUCAACGACAAUUAUUUCAUGGAUCAAAAUAUGCUAAUUUUCUUGGAAUUCUUUCACGUGGUUUAGCAAUGCCAAAAAUGGUAGUUGAAGAAUUAGGUGUCGUACGUACUGAUAUUGGUUGUCUUGGUUAUGGACUUUACUUUUCUGAUUCUGCUUCUACAUCUUUAAAAUAUACAACAGCAAGUACAACACGACCUGGUAGACGAUUGUUAUGUAUUUGCCAAGUAGCACUAGGUGAAUCAGCCAAUUAUUAUUCAUUUGCACCAACUCUCGUCAAACCUCACGAUGGUUUUCAUAGUACACAUGGAGUCAAAAGAACCGAAGAAAACAAUUCAAUGUUUACCGAUAAUGAAUAUGCAAUCUAUCAACUUGAUCAACAACGUUUACUCUACAUUGUGGAAGUUUCAUGGGCACCGAACGAUACUCUCAAUAUCGAAUUUGAACGAUUGCCAAUUAUUCAUCAUCAACAACAUGCACUAAAAUUAAGUGAACAUGUUGAAGUUCCAAUGACAAUUGAAGAUGAAGUCAUUGAAAUAGCCGAACAAGACUAUGGUUUAAUAAAUCCAUCAUCGGGAAAACUUGUACCACUUAAAUCAUUUCAUAUUCGUGCUCAAAUUGUUGAUACUACAGUUGAGGUUGUUCUCUAUCAAGUCUAUCACAAUACGAGUUCGAUACCAAUUGAAGCUAAAUAUGUAUUUCCUCUUGAUGAAAAUUCAACUGUAUGUGGUUUCGAAGCACAUAUCAAUAAUAAAAUUAUUAAAGGUGUUGUCAAAGAGAAAGAACAAGCUAAACAAGAAUAUCGAGAAGCAAUCGAAAAAGGACAUGGUGCUUAUUUGAUGCAUCAAGAACAAGCUCAAGUAUUCAGUGUAGCUGUUGGUAAUUUACCAGCAAACAAUGAAGUUAUUAUUAAAAUAACUUAUGUUGCCGAAUUAGAAAUUGAAAAUGAUGAAAUUAUAUUUCGUCUACCAGCUAAAAUGGCAUCAUGGCAAUCGAAACAAGCAAUUGAAAGUAAAGAUCAAUCAAUCGUACGAUCGAUUGGUAUUAUUGAUGAAAAAGUUGAAUUCAGUUUCAAAGCAUCAAUUCGAAUGCCAUAUGAAAUAAUCAAAUUAUUUUCACCAACACAUCGUCUUCGACGAAAAUUAACUGAUUGUAUAGCUAUGAUUGAACUUAUUGAUAAUGUCUUACUUGAUCGAGAUUUUGUUCUUUCAAUAACACUUCGAAGUGCUAAUCUACCUCGAAUAUCAAUUGAAACAUUAUCAUUGGAUAAUGAUGACAAUGGAACAACGAUAGCAUCGAAAAAUGAUGAUUCUCAAGCAUGUAUGCUUACAUUUUAUCCACGAUUUGAAACAUUAACAAAUUCGAAUGAACAAAUUGAACUUAUUUUUAUUAUUGAUGUAUCCAAUUCAAUGGAUGGUAGUUAUGUACAACAAGCUAAACAAUUAGCUCAUUUAUUUCUUACGAAUAUGAAAUUCGAUGAUAGAAAUAUAUAUUUUAAUAUAGUUACUUUUGGAUCAGAUAAUGAUGAAUGUUUUCCGAUUUCAACACCAACAACUAAAGAAAAUCUUGAUAAAGCUAAACACUUUGUUCUGCAUUCACUUAUCCAUCGUGGUAAUACAGAUCUAUCUGCUGUUCUUCAUCGUUAUUCACUAUUACCAGCAUUACCAACAUCGAAAUUUGGCCGUCAAUUUAUUAUUCUCUCUGAUGGACAUAUUCAUGAUCUUCAAUCGAUUCUUGUUCUACUCGAACAUCAAUCAACUAUGCGUCGAGAUCGUAUAUUUGCAUGUUCAAUUGGUAAUGUUGCUAACAAACAUGGUUUGAAACAAUUAGUGAAUGGAGCAAGUGGUGGUGGUCUAACAACUGUAUUCGAUUCGAACUAUCGAUCAAAAUGGAAAACAAAAGUAUUAAAUAUUCUCGAACAAGUUCGACAACCAUGUGUUACAAAUAUAUCAAUUAAUUGGCAUGGUCAUGUAGAUGAACAACAAAAAUUUAAUAUGCAAGCACCGAAAAUAAUUCGAUCAUUAUUUAAUGGAAUGCGACUUAGUGUCUAUCGAUUUAUACAAAAUUGUCAUAAGGCCACAUUAACAGCUACUAUCGAUGGACAAGAAUUUGUUACAACUGUAUUUAGUAGUACAAUGACAACGACUAAAGGACGUAUCCUACAUUGUUUAACAGCUCGAGCGAUUAUUGAUGAUUAUGAUAAUGGAUUAUUACAUGUAGACGAGAGCGAAAAUGAACUGAUGAAAGUUCAAUAUAAGCAAGAUCUUAUUGAUCUAAGUAUCAAACAUUCAGUCGUUAGUGCAUACACUAGUUUUGUUGCUAUCGAAGAACGUGAUGCUAAAACAGAUGUAAAAACUUUUCAACCAGGCGUUCGUCUUCUUGAUGUUAUGCUCGAUCGAAAUAUUGACUUAUUACCAUACAUAGGAUGGGACGGUGAUGUGUCAAAUUUGGAUACAAUUAAACAGAAAUUAAUCGAUGAACGUAUUCCACUCGAAAGUGCAUCGAUUCAAAGCAAAAAAGAAUCGAUAGUCGAUAUUGAAAAACUUUGUGAAAAAAUUUCCUAUCGAGCAGGUGGUGAUGCGAAAUUUGAUAUGAUGAUGACUAUCAUACGUACAUAUCGUUAUGCAUUGAAUGAACAUGAAAAAGCAAAUGAAAUUGAAAAUAAAAUGCGAAAUGAUCUUAAGACUGAAAUGAUUAGUGCAACGACAGAAGAACGACAAACAUUACAACAACGAUGUCAAACUAAUAAUUUGAUAAUUAUAAGUGAUGAUGAUGAAUCAUCAGUUGACUUCGAUGGUAAGACAAGUGGAUUAACAAAAACCCAACGGUUGGAAAAGAUGAGACAAAUAAUGUCGUCGUUGGGUGAAGCACCAACUGCCGCUGACGUACCCUCUACACCGUCAUCAUUAUCAUCAUCAUCAUCAUCAUCAUUAUUUUCACUGGAACUUGCACAAGAGAUGAUAAGUAAAGGGAAAAAAAUGACUGCACCAGGAACGCGUUCAUUGGCAGCACCGGGAACGUGUUCAUUGGCAGCACUAUCAGAUUCCGAUGAUGAAGGCGAUGAUAUGGGUUUCGGCUGUUUCGAUGAUAUACCAACAGCUUCCUACUCGGCACCUCGAAAGAUGCGUGCACUGGAAAAGGAGUCAUUGAGAUUACAGCCAGAAUCCGACGAUGACGAUGAUGAUAAUAUGUUUGACAUAUUCGGUGAUUAUGUACCAGCAGCUUCCUGCCCAGCAUCUGAGAAGAAGCCUACACCAGAAGAGCCUUCAAUGCAACAACAGUUGAAAUUGGCUGAAUUAGAGAAUGAAGACGAUGCUAUGGAUUGGAGCAUUUUGGACACUAUGAACGAGUCCUCCUAUAUCGACUUUACACAAAAAUAUCAAUCAAAAUUGCAAUUGAUAACAAGUGACGCGAAACAACAGUCAUUAGCGGAUUAUGGAGAAGCUGACUUAUUUGGAGACGGCAGCGUUGGAGGCGACGAUUUGGUUUCUCUCCGAUUCACUGUCACCCGUGAUUCUUCUUUAGCGAGUCAUGAUUUGACUACUACAAAGAUAAUUCCAGCCAAACAACUUCCAAUAUCUACUGUUGAUAAAAACUUGGAAACGAAAAAGAGUGAGAGUACAGGAUCUGUGCCUGCACCACCACCAUUGCCACCAGUAAGACUGGCCCAACAAUUAUCAAAAUCUACUGCUAUGAAACGAGCACCGUCAACUAGUAAACAACAGUCAAGUCUAAUAUCGGCACAACUACCUAGACCUGAAAUGUUGAUUCUUCCCUCCGCUACCAUCAGCCAUGUCACGGCUCAAGCUCAAACUGCUUCAUUUUCGUCUCAAAGGCUACCUGCGCCUCAAUCACUGCGUCCGCCGCCGCCGCCACCACCACGACCACAAUUUAUGCACCAUUCAGCUGCAGUGAGAGGUAGAGGUGGGAUGUCAAGGCCUUUACCACCACCAAGAGAUGCUACAAAAACAUCGAUAGCAUUUUCUGAGAUGCCACCGCCUGCUGUUAAUCAAUCUCUUCAACAAAAUUUUUCUCUACCACAAUCAACUCCACGUAAGAUAUCUCCACAUGUAAUGACUUUGUAUUCAUUGAGUAAUGAAUUCGUAGUGUUUACGCCCUAUUAUGUGGCACCGAUGGUCAACAUUAACAAUAAUAACGCAUCAUUUGAGAGUAAUACCAUCGACAAACAAACAGCGCUUCAGAGUAGCUCAUCGCCAAUAUCUUUAGGUGAUUUUAGUUUUAACGACGAAUUUGUCAGCAAUACAUGUGACUUAUUUGAUGUUGCACCAUUGCCUGCUUCUCAUUUGGAAACUUCUGCUGCUCCUCCUCCACCACCCCCUCCACCACCUCCUCCUCUACCAACAACAACAGCAACAACAUCAUCAUUUUUACUUGAUAAUUUCGACCAGGCUUUCGUCGGUGGUAGCAGCGUUUCAAAUCAAAGUAGCGAAUCAGCAGAUCGACUCAAACGGGACGAACUCUUGGACGAUAUUUCAAGUUGCAUUGCUCCUUCUUCGCUUUCUAUAGCAUCACCCAAAAAGUCAUAUCCAACAGUAUCGCUAAAAAUGAAAGCGGCAACAGAUGAACCUCGUAGUAGUCGUGGUGGUUGUAUGGGAUCUUCAACAGCAGCAACACAGUCAGCGAUAAGCACUAAAGCUUCGCCACGUGGUCGUACAUAUGAUGAAGAUAAAUUGCUUGAAACGAGGUGUAGGAACAAGAUAAAAGCAAAGUUUCAAGACUUCGAAAAGCAAGAUGAUGAUGAUAAAAAGGCAAGUUUCUUAUCUAGCGAGACAACACUGAGCUCUAUAGUUGGUAAAAGAAAAAAUGUCGAAACCCUUCAAUCAAAAAUGAAAGAAGUUCCAACAUCCAACACAUCUAUAUGUGAUCUCCUUCUUCUCGAUGUCUGUCCGCUUGGUUUCGGCAUUGAAGAUAUUCAUGGUCAAAUGCAUACACUUAUUCGUCGCAAUACAACAAUCCCAACACGUACACAAUUCUAUUCAGUGUUCACAAAUGCUUAUGCCUAUCAAACAACAGCUACCAUUCGUAUAUUUGAAGGUGAACAUAAUCUUACAAAAUACAAUACACUCUUGGGCGAGUUUAGUCUUUCUGGUCUGACAACUAAUUAUGCUGCUCAGACACUCGAAAUCUCUAUUCGCAUGGAUCUUGAUGCUAAUGGUAUACUUCAUGUUGAUGCUGAAGAAGCACGUUCGGCUGCCAAAGCUUCCUUUAAUUUCACACCUAAUAAUCAACAAAGAUUGACAGCAGAUGAUAUUGCGCGACAUAUUACAUAUGUUAAUAGUGACCCACGUUUUACAGCUAAAUCGGUCUAUAAUCGCAUACCAAAUGAUCCAUUGUAUAUGCUCGAUGGUCAAACUGAAUCUAUAAUGCACAAUUUUUCUGGUGAACCUAUCACUUCACGUGGUCAAACGACUAGUAUUCCACUUUUCAGUAAACUGAAAGAUGUUCGAUCUACUACAACCAUGAUUGAAGAACUUUUCAAUCUUCAAUCCAAAGAUGGUUCAUUUACAUUGAAUAAAGAAUUAGCUGAUGUAUUUCAUAUUGAUUUUGAUAUUUUCCAUGGUCUUGAAAACUACUUACGUAAACAAGGUUUUAACUCAUUGGCAUUGAAUAUACGCAAUGACAUUCUUCGUUUGAUCGGCACGGGCGUUAUUCUUAUUUGGCUUGUUCUUCAAACACAAGCAUCACAACAGAAUACAUUUCAAUUUUUAUUUAACAUCGAACAAAUCAAAGUUCAUCUUUGCAGCCAUUUACCUGCUAAUAUGAGCGAACAAAUAAACAAAGCGAUCGAAUUCUAUCAACAAACAAAUCAACGUAAUGGUAUAUAUUGCACGCAAUUAGAAUUAAGUGAUUCAUCAUGGAACAUGUUUAUUCAACGUAUACUUAUUGGUAUCGAUCCCGUCGAUAAUUAA